CACUGCAGCAGCAGCACUGCGCGGAGAGAGCUGUAGCAGGCCUGCGUGCAACCACAGGAAGCUUGCGGUCUACAAAUUGCUCAUUCCUAAUGAUCCCCAUUGCUGCUGAUGAGACCCGACACGAGCUGGACCUGCCCAAAAUGCGCCCAUCAUCUUCAAAAAAAGGAUGUUCGCUCGCUUGUGCGUCCCCGAAGCAAUAUGUCCCGAUAGAAUCAAAGACAGCUAAUUAAAGCAGUGGUUAUCGAUGGUUGCCACUUAAAGGUUCUCAGCUCUUUACGUAAUCUUAUUUUUGCGUAAUUUUGUACCCAGUAUUGAAUGCCUCGUGGACCAGGAUUAUUUUGGACAGGAGAUCUCUACAGAGCUCUCCCUCCUCCCUGCAUCAGUUUUUGUCCUCCACGGCAGACACGGAAGCUCAGUCAGACUGGGGGUUGUUGGUGUGCAGCAACAUUGUAAACAAACAAGGGGCUGUUUUAAGGAAAUCAGCGUCGGUGCUGCAUCCCGGCUGAAGCCUUCAAUCAGCAAUGUACCUGAGAUUCUUCCAGCUGCUCUUCCACAGUUUUUUUCUGAGAAUGGGAUUGUAAUAAGCCUCUCUGGGAUUCAAAAGAACCGCUAGCAUGUUGCAGCCUUCCACAAGAACAGGUGAUAGCCUGUUGGAAAUCUUACCUCACUGGAGUAAAUGUCAAAGAUGGGCUCUAUUCCUUUCCCUCUACGUGGCUCUGCUCUGGUUACCAGAGGCAGCAGGAUCUGCGCUGAACUGUCAUAAGAUGUGCAUCUGCGCCUCAAACAUAGUGAGCUGCUCCAAAAUGAAUCUAACUACUGUUCCCACUAAUCUGCCGCAUUACACUGCUGUGCUGGACCUCAGCUACAAUGACAUAGUACGGCUCCGGUCCGAGUGGACCCCAAAGAAGCUGCCGAAUCUCCACAACCUCCUUCUCAGUCACAAUGAUCUACAUUUUCUUUCUUCAGAGGCAUUCAUCAAUGUGAAGCAUCUGCGCUACUUGGAUUUGUCCUCCAACAAACUGCAGCAGCUGGAUGAGUUUAUCUUUGAGCCUUUGGUCAACUUGGAGGUCCUCUUGCUAUAUAAUAACCACAUUUCUCAGAUUGACCGAUCAGCCUUUACUAGCAUGAUCAACCUCCAAAAGCUGUACCUUAGCCAGAACCAAAUCUCCCGCUUCCCCGUGGAGCUGGUCAGAGAAAAGUCCCGCAUGGAGAAACUCAGCCUGCUGGAUGUGUCGUCUAACAGGAUCAAGGUGUUGCCCAUUGAAGAGCUUCAGACACUGCCUGCCUGGAUUAAAAAUGGCCUCUACUUCCACAGUAACCCUCUGCUGUGUCACUGUGAGCUUUACACACUUCUAGCCCACUGGUACAUUCGGAAGCUCAACUCUGCUCUGGACUUUAAAGAUGACUAUACAUGUGUGCUGCCAGGCCCACAAAAAACUCAAGUAAAAGUUUUUGAUCUCAGUGGUGAAAGCAUGAACUGCAGCACAUUCAAGGAGGCAGAUGAGGAGGCUUUUUUGGAGCAAACACUGAUCCUCCACUGCGAUACCAAACACAGGAACAUGCUAAAGACCUGGACGAUGCCUGGUAAUGUGUUGGUGACACCUGGAAGCAACCAGACAGCAAAAGUCUUGCCAGAUGGCAGCCUGCAGAUAAGUCCAGUGAGGCUUGAGGAUUCUGGGACUUACACAUGCUUUGCUACGAGCGAGGCUUUCAAUGAAACUAUCUAUGUGGUGCUGAAGGUUCACAACUUUACCAUGCACGGGGUGGGGGAGACUUUGAACACAGCUUAUACUACCUUAAUAGGCUGCCUGGCCAGUGUGGUGCUGGUGAUUAUGUACCUUUAUCUGACACCAUGCCGCUGUUUCUGCUGCCCUAACAAGAGCAAGACUCAGGGUGAGGACAGCAUCCAUUCCUCGAUGCUUAGCGUCACUCCGACCCACGAGGACCCAGUGCUCAAGGCUGAGCUAAACAGGCAUGUGGCGUUCAUAGAUUCCAAGGACUUACAAGGCCAAAAUGGCAAGCUCAACCCAAAUGGGGAUGAGGACGAUGAUGAGCUAGAUGCAGAGGCUGGUUCUCUUCUCAAGGGAAAGAGGAAGAAAUCAGUAGCAGAGUCCAUCAGCUCCGUCUUCUCAGACACUCCCAUGGUGGUUUGAGAUGACACUGGCAAAUUGAUGGAUGCCAUAUGACUGGCUGUAUAUGGUACAACAUGAGCCAUGAUUUAGUUAAUGUGAACUGUGACUGUGACCUUGUGGGAGACAACAGUGAAGGGGAUGUUCAUCUGUGGUUGCUGGCAAGUGAAAAAAAGGAACUCAAAGGGAGCUCAAAAGAAACUGACAACUUGACAAUAAGCAGGACUUUUCCAGCAUUUUAAUCUGUAGCAAUUACUUUCAUACUGUGAAAGAAUGGUAUUGUAAAAGGACAUAAAAAAUAUGAGUCUUACGGGAAAGGAUAAGCCGUUGAUAUCAGUACUCAGGAAGGGAUAUGAAGAACUAAAGCGUGGGAAUUGAUAAAAUAAAUAAAUUGAAAACAGAUUUAAAGAAAGAUGAUGGCUCACAUUUAUGAAACCAUGGCUGGUUCAUAAUUAUAUUAAAUAGGGAGGAUUAGAAUAGAUUGCAUCUUACUUAACAUUAGAGCAUAGAUACAUUUACCCCUCCUCUAUUAUCACAGGAGCAGAAAAUGACAUCACGAGUGACAUUCACCUUGAGUUAUCUAUAGUAAAACAGCAUGACAUAAAACCACAUAAUGUGAGAUCCUAGCCUGAUAAAUAUAACCAAGGGAAAAGAAACAUUGAUCCUCAGAUGCUAAACAUAUAAAGAAGCCACAGGUCAUUUUCAUCCUACUUUAUAUCCCAUGUUUAGUUGAAAUAGUUGAUCCUAGUUCGUAGUUUUAGUCAUGUGCAGCCAUAAAGGACAGAGCUGGUUCUUCCUUUACCGUGAUGAGGGAUCGAUUUACAUAGAUUUCUGUUGGAAAGAAAAAGAUUACCAACUUACAGUAUGAAUUAAUCAUGUAUUGAAAUAGCUGCCUUUUAGUUGCUGUAUAUCAACAGUAGGACCCAAAAGAAACAUUUGCAACCUUGCACAAUUAAACACUUGGAACGUCUCCAGCAUAUACACAUUAUGUGCAGAGAAGUAUUUUGUUUUGACUAAUUAUCAACAUAUUGUCUCAAUUCUGUAUACAACAAGGUACCAGAGUCCUUACAAGGAUGAAUAGGCUUCUGGUUGUUGUCCACUGAGGUGCCACUUACUGUAAAGUUUGUCUCUUAGUUAUAGCAUCAGUUUACGUCUGUCACAACACUUGGGUGUUACAUUACCACUGUUAAAGGCUCAGAAACGUAAUUUAUUUAUUCUGUCUGGAAAAUGUGCACAUAAAAGAAAAUGCCACAAAUAUUUUAGAAGUUGAAGUAUGCGAUCUUCCUCAGUGGAUAGUUCCCAUAACAUGUAGCUGUUUUGUCCCGUGUUAGUUAGAAAACAAUCUACAUAUGUUGUAUUUGAAGCAAAACAUUAAAGCUUGGGUAAUAGCAAAACCUUAAUGGUUCCUCCUUGAAAUCAAGCUUAUGAAUAAUACUGAUGAGGCUGUAGAUUACUGGCAUCAAAGAGCUACUGUUAGCAUUUGUAGCUGCUGACAGGAAAUUUCCAAUAACUCGGGGGACCAGAGAUCUUUGAAAAGAUCUCUUAGUCCCAUCAUUUAUAAUUAAAUCUGCUGUAAAAUUAAGAUGCAAGAUGCCUGGUAUGCUGUGCAUAUUUUAUAAACAUCAGAUCAGGAAGCUGCACCUUGGAGCAAUUUCAUUAAACUUUGCAGCGUACGUGUCACAAUAGAGCAAGGCCAGCCAGCCAUAAAUGCUAAUUGCAUGUUUUAAUGGGAAUAAACUUCUCUCUGCUUUCCAUGUCUUUGUCUCUGAGCUGGAGGAGAUUGAUGUAUUGUCAUGAGUCACAGUGACACAAAGGCUUUUUCUCUGGCUCCUUGUACACAGACAGUCUCAGUUCAGCCCAGAUGUGUUUGCUUUGUUUUGGUACCUUUGUCAUUAUGAAACUGCCCUUUCUUAGGUUCAAACGCAAUCAUUCAACCAGGCAAUGAAUGCUAUGCCCUUUAAGUAGUCUGCAAUUUAUUUAUGAGGGAAACGCCUGAGCUUUCACUGAGCCUUAGCACUUCCAACUGAGUGAUAUGGUUGGAAAGUACUUUAUGAUCUCAGAAUUGAUUAUGCUUUUAAGUUCCUGCUCAAAAAAAAAGUUCCAUGGCAUAGGCCUACAUUAGGAUUAUAAAUAACAUUAAGUCACAUCUUGUGACUAAAAAUCAAUUUAUUUCUGGAUGCAAUGUUUUUACGUAAAAUUAGUGGGAUAUUCACAGCUGCUGUGUGCACCGCAGCAUAUCCUGUGUGGGUGAGAAAAGGAAGUCACACUUGUCAGAGAGGUGGUGUGUGAAUCACUUCACUCUGUCACAUAUUGGAAUACCAGGUGGAGGAAUAGACAGCAGCAAAAAUACCAAGACACACUUAAUUAAAGCCACAUUUAGCACUAUUGCAGAAUGAUAGCAUUUGGCCAAGAAUCUGUCACAUUUUAAGGUUUGUUUUGUUUUGUUUCAUCCUCUAGAGCAGAAAUAUAUUUGCUCAUAUAUUUGUUCCAUCAUCAGAUUUCAAGGCUUGGCCACCCAGGACAGCAUGAAAGGCUAACAGCUGAAAUCUUGCACAGAUAAUGCCGCCACUGAGUAGCACAGUAAAUUACCCUACCAUUGUGGAAAAGUGUUUUUCUUGCUAGAACAUAUUGUUGAUCCAAUUAAAUCUGCUGUGGCUGAUUGGUGUUCUAGUCCUCUGUAUUGUUCCUCAAAAUAUAUGUUGCAUUUCUGUAUAGAGACGAACUAAGUGCUUUUGCUAAGGUCCUGGCAUAAGGGAGAUGAGUGACUUUGUUCUCUCCAAAGCAAAUCUGCCUUCCUGUAUAUCUAUAUACAAUAUAUAUACAUAUAUGUAUUGAGACUUUCUGUGUUCAGUAUUUAUUAGUUGUGUACUAUGUUCUGCCAGUGUAUUCACUAUUCUUCUGUAUUCUGAUGUUCAUUUAGCAUUUUGUCUGCCGUUGUGCUACUGUUAGUUACUUCAACAUCCAAGUCUUAUUAUAAAUGUUUAAUUUUUAAGCAGGGUGGGGCUUAGUUUUUUAUUGAAAGAAGGUGUAUCUUACACCUAACUGGUAAAACAAAUAAUAUUAAUAAUAAAAAGAUGGUUUAAGGGAAACAUAUUUUAACAUUGACCUAAAUCUGUAUAAAAAAGUGCCAGUUUUUAAGUAACUUAGGAGCUGUAUCCUAAUGGGCAGUGAAUACUGUAUGUAGCCACCAGUUGUAAUUGGUCAGUAUUUGACUUUGCUCAUGAAGCCAUAAGCAAUUAAAAACACAGUGCUUUACCAGAUUGAUGUCAUAUCAGAUGAUGUAGGAAGCUGUGGGGAGGUGUGUUCUCCAACAGAGCAAGGGAUAUGGAAAAACUAUAAGAUCUCUCCAAUGAAUUUACAAAAUGUGAUUGGGUUUAAAUGGCUUAAUAGGCUAUGGUAAAUAAAUUUCCUCAGGACAUUGUUGAUCCUAAUGACAUUUAACGACUGCAUUUUUAACAUUGCCAUAUUUGCUUUAUCACCAAAGUUUGCAGGCCCUUUUUUUCAUCAAGAAAGCCCUUAAGAAAGCGCUCUCUCUUGCAAUUAAGGGAACAACCAUGAGGUGGUGAGGCUAAUAGCUUGAGGCUUUAACAGAGUGCUGCAAUGAGUAUCCAUAAGACAAGAAGGGAGCUUUACGCAGCACUGAAAGCACUUUGUUUAUAGACCACAGCUUCAAAAAUGAGAUGGUUGGUCACUGCCAUAAGAGUUGAAAAGCCUCACAGCUUUAGCGUAAUGGCUUUGCAUGAUAUGCUUGAAAGCUUGACUGCAGGAUAGACGCAAACCAGUAGGCAUCAAAUAAAAAAGAUCAUUUUAAAAAAACUAUCAACUGACCUAAUAAAAGAUAAAAAUUU
Melanotaenia boesemani (Boeseman's rainbowfish) is the source of this 5977-nucleotide messenger RNA. RefSeq names its product adhesion molecule with Ig-like domain 1 (gene amigo1). The transcript is spliced from 2 exons. The coding region runs from base 615 to 2153 and encodes 512 amino acids. Lineage: Eukaryota; Metazoa; Chordata; Actinopteri; Atheriniformes; Melanotaeniidae. Gene Ontology annotation, molecular function: protein binding. Gene Ontology annotation, biological process: brain development. The record is from RefSeq and is a predicted model, not a curated record.